Molecule: messenger RNA, 4455 nt
Organism: Gasterosteus aculeatus aculeatus (three-spined stickleback)
Lineage: Eukaryota; Metazoa; Chordata; Actinopteri; Perciformes; Gasterosteidae
Gene: fam184b
Product: family with sequence similarity 184 member B
Source: RefSeq, a predicted model, not a curated record
GAGAGGGUGUGGGGGGGGGGGGUCUUUUUUUAAGUGAUGGCUUCAGCGGGCGCCGGUAAGGCUGCGCAGCCGCCCGGGCCGCCGGGCUCCUCCGUUAACGGGACUGCGGCAGAGUUCGCGAACAUCGAGCCGGAGCUGUACGACUACAAGAUGCACGGCAAGAUGUGCAAGAAGAUCGCUCAGCUCACCAAGGUGAUUUAUUCUCUGAACAUGAAGAACGAGGAGCAGGAGGCGGCGCUGCAGGCCUUGAGCCACGCCCACCACGACGAGGUGCACCGCAUCCUGGUGGAGACCUGUCACGAAGGGGAGGGGUCGCCGCUGAGGACGCGCCUCCUGGAGAUGCAGGACUCUCUGGACGAGCAGCAGAGAGCCGGGGCCCAGGUGCAGGCGGACUUCGAGGUCUUCCGCAUCCAGUCGGAGGAGAGAGAGCGCGAGACGGGGUCGGAGCUGAGGAAGGAGUUUGAGGAGAAGCUCCAGGCAGCGGAGGAGGAGCUCCAGGAGGCCAAGGCCCACAUCGCCGACGGCCAGGAGGAGAACCUGCGGCUGAGCAAAGAGCUGGAGGAGGCCGGCGAGCGGAUCCUGGAGCUGCAGAAAGAGUUGAAGCAAGCGGCCGAGGAGCAGAGACAAAGGGACGAGGAGGAGGACAGGAGAGGCGAGCAACGGGAGGACUCGGAAAAGGCGCAAAGGCUCUCGGAGGAGCUGGAGGCGCUGCGCGAGGAGGGCGACCGGGCGGAGGAGGAGAGGGGGCGCGCGGCGAGGGAGGAGAGGAAGCAGUGGGAGCAGAGGAUGAGCGACCUCAACAAGGAGCGCGAGGACAUGAGGAGGGGGAUGGAGGCGGAGUGGAGGGAGGAGCGGCGCAGGUGGGAGGAGAGGGAGGAGGAGGAGAAGAGGGGGAUGCACAGUGCCCUGAAAGAGAGGGUGAAGAGGGCGGAGGCGGAGGUGGAGGGCCACCUGGAGAGGUUGUCGGAGGGCAAGAGGAGCACGGUCAAACUGCAAGAGCGGAUACAGGACCUGGAGGAGGAGCUGGAGCUGGACCGGAGGCGCGUGAUGGAGGCCGAGGGCGCGGCCAGGCGCGCGGAGGAGGAGCUCUCCGUCGCCAAGGAGAGGCUGCUGCUGCAGGAGGACGAGCUGCAGAGCAGAGCAGAGGAGCUGUUGAACCGGGGGGGCUGCGAGGCCUGCGUGUGCACCGAGGUGGAGGAGCUGAGGAGCCAGGCCGGCCGCCUGCAGAGCCGCAACAGAGAGCUGGAGCUGCAGAGCAGCGGCCGGAGCAGCGACCACGCCCGGCAGAUCCGCCAGCACGCCGAGGCCCUGUCCAGCCUGCGCUCCGAGAUGGUGCGAGCCCAGACGGAGGAGCUGCGGCGCAUCCAGAAGCACGCGGACGACGAGCGGGAGAAGCUGCAGAAGGACAUGGACAGAGAGAGGGACGAGGCGCGCGGGGAGCGGGAGCAAGAGAAGGAGAAGUUCGAGAAGGACAGGAAAAGGCUGCGCCGGGAGAGGGAGGAGGAGAGGGAGGAGCUGGAGGGCAUCAAAGAGCGCCUGAGGAGGGAGAAGGACGAGGAGGUGGACUGCCAGAGGAAGGAGCUGGAGGUGGAGAGGGUGCGCAUUCGCCUGCAGCUGGACAAGAGCAUCGAGCAGGUGGAGGCCGAGAGGGCCAACGUGCAGCAGAAGCUGGAGGAGGAGAAGAGGAGGCUGGUGGAGAAGGCAGAGGAGGAUAGGAAGCGGCUGAAGGAGCAGGUACGGAAGGCCAUAGAGGAGGUGAUGAGGAGGCACGCCGCCGAGCUGCAGGGCGUCCAGGAGGCUCUGAGCUCAGAGAGGAAGACCAACCAAGAGGUGUGUUCCCGUUUGGACGAGGAGAGGAGGGCCGGUGAGGAGCUGCGCGGCGAGCUGGAGAGGGAAAUGGAGGAGCUGCGGACGAAGCUGAAAGAUGCCACCGACGAGACCUGUAGGCUGCAGUCUGCCGCCCAACCGCGGGACCAGCAGGAGCAGGGCGCCCCCGAGGCGGCGGCACCCGGCCGCCUGCAGGAGGAGCUCCGUCAGGCCCGCGCCCGGGUGGCCCGGAUGCAGGAGGAGGCGGAGAGGCAGCAGAGGGAGACGGCGUCCCUGAGGGCCGACAAGCACCGGCUGGAGGAGAAAGUCCUGGAGCAGAGCCGCCUGAGCACGGAGCGGAGUCUCCUCGACCAGGGCCAGCGGCACGCCGAGGACCGCAUCAGGGCGGAGUGCGAGGACCGCCUCAGAGCCGAGUUCAGGAUCGAGAUGAACGCCGCCGUCGCUGAGAGCGAGCAGCGGUGGCAGAGCAAAGAGCAGGAGCUGCAGGCGCUCAUAUCGGAGCUGCGGGGUCAGCUGAGCGAGGCGGAGAAAACGAAGCAGAGCCCGGGAGACGAUUGCCAUGGCAACCCUGAAAUUAACAGGCUGAGGAAGGAGGUCCAGGACACCAAGGAGAUAAACAAGAAACUGAAGGAUCUACUUCAGGAGCCCCAAACCCAGUCUUCGGGGGAGGAGAGGCACAACCACGCCAAGGCUCUGCAGGCGCUGGAGAGGCAGGCGAAGGAAGACGUUCUGUCUGAGAGGAACAGGCUGCAGACGAUGCACCACCUGGAGCUAGAUAAGCAGCGAGCCGAGUUGACCCAGCAGCACACGGAGUGGAGCCGGCAGAUGACCCAGAGACACAUGCAGCAGAUAGAGGACCUGCAGGCCCAACUGCAGGCACACACACAGAUGAUGGCCCUGCAGCAGGAUCUGAAGCAGCAGAACCAGUAUCAGGUGUUUGAGCGACAGCUGGAUGAGAGCCGCUGUGCCAUGCUGGAGAUGCAGAGAGAAAACGCAGCACUGAAGAAGCAAUUAAAGGAGAGGUCCGCACAGGAGAAACCCGAAGUCGAGGAGAAAAAAGAGGAGGAGGUCCUGGAUUUGCGUAAGAAGAGGGACGCGCAGCUGGAGGAGGAAGCGCAGCGCCUGAAGGAGGAGGUGGAGAAGCUGAGGGUGGAGAUGGAAAAGCUGGAGGAGUCGCAGAAACACUGGGAGGAGAGGAGAGAGGAGGACGUGAAAGAGGAGGAAGAGGAGGAGGUGGACGAGGAGAAGAAGAAGGAGUGCGAGGAGGACAAGAGGAGGGAGGAGGUGGAGGAGAUCCGGAGGAAGCACAAGAAGGAGAUGCAGAGCCUGGUGUCCGAGUACAGCAGCGCCCAGACGCACCUGCAGACCCGCAUCGUGGCCCUCGAGAACGAAUUUAACUGCAGACUGCGCGAGCGGGAGGAGCGCUGCAGGAGGAGGGAGCCUCGCUGCGAUGACCUGCAGCUGGGGAGACUCCAGGAGAGGCUCACCGAGAGGGACCAGCUCAUCAAGCGCCUGGUGGAGGAGAGGCACCAGCUGCAGCUCCAGCCGCCCGUUGCCGGGGACAACAGCACCCUCAGGCCCCGCCCCGCGAGCGUCACGCCAACCAUGAGGAGGAAGCGCGUUGAGUCUCCUCCUCGCGUCUGCGUCCCCGGCCUCCACGACCGGAGCGUCUUCGUGCCCACCUCGUCCUCGUCCUCCUCCUCGUCCUCCUCGUCCUCCGUCCAUCAGCGCUCCUCCUCCACCCUCCCUCACCAGUCCACCUCCCAACCGCAGACCUCCCCUCACUACUCCACCUCCUCCCUCCCACACAAGCACACCGGCCUCUCCCUCGGCCGGCAUUCCUCCCCCUCCCUCCCCCGCUCCACCAGAUCCCGGACCUCCUGCGUCCCUCCCACGCCGGCGCCCACCGCCCCGCUGCCGGUCUGCCCCUCGCCGCAGACAGGCAUCCGCUACGUGGCGCCCUCGUGCCAGGAGCCCCACGCACACCUGCGGGGCCAGUCCAUCAGGGGCCCGUAUCUGGAGCAGAGGGGGACAGAUGGGCUGAAACAGGAGUGGUUCACCAAAUACUUCUCCUUCUGAGCACAAACCAAUGUUACAUGCACACACGCACAGCAGCUGCAAGUACAUUUACGCAUAUACAGUUCAUUGCUUCUUAUACGCAUCUGUUUGACACACACACACACACACACACACACACACACACACACACACGACUGCAUCCACAGACAGACGGGCUCAUCACCAGCAAGGCCAUCUCAAACAUUGCCUCAAAGCUCAACCAAAAAGUGCUUCUCAAACACAUGGCGGAGCGCAGGCCCGCCCGAUCUCCUUUGUAUGGUUUGUGAUGUCUCCAUGUGUUGAUUUUUUUUUUUUUAUCAAAGCAGUCUUCCUUUUCUUUUUUUUAAAGUGCAAACCUUUGCUCUAAUCUCCAACACGCGAUUAUUCCAGGAGGAACGUCCAUUUGUUGAAGAUCAGCAGGCGAGCGUCUGCAAAGCGUCGGACGUUUUCACUGCGGCUCCCGGUCAGAAGGGGAACCCGCCACUCACCCGACCAACAGGAAGCUUGUCUCGAUGCAAAAAUGUAUAAUAAUCUUGUUGAAGAAAUUAUAUAAAAUAUUUUGUUUUCGUA